Messenger RNA from Amoebophrya sp. A25, 1676 nucleotides. NCBI's taxonomy places the organism in Eukaryota, Dinophyceae, Syndiniales, Amoebophryaceae. The record is from the annotation of a GenBank genome assembly.
AGGGAAUGCACUUGUGGUACUCCGAGAAACGCCAGCAAGGCAGAAAAAGAUGAGAACAUUCGAUAGAAGAGAGUCUAAACUCUAGAGUGAGAAAAACAGUUGAGAACAAGUCGGUUACAAAUGAGACAACAUCAUGUCUGCGUCUUGUGAUUUCGUUUUGCUUGGUGCUUCUGGCUUUAUUGGAGGUCAUAUUUUGACCGCUCUGGAGGAGCAGAACUAUUCCGUUGUCGUCUGCAAACUUCGUCUUGUUAUGGCCACAGUAGACAAUCUUUGAAAUGAACUAGUCCACCGACUAUAUAUUCCACGAUCCCUUCCUCGAUCCCUUCCAAUCCACAGCAACCAGAGUCCUUAGAACGAUUCCUCCGAGAUGAGCAUACGCCGAAAUUGGGUGUCAUUUGUGCUGCAGGGUCCAAGGGCACGCCAAAUAUCGAUUGGUGUUUGGAGCAUACCACAGAAACGAUCGAAGCCAAUAUCCUUGGCCAACUAAAUGUGGUACGUGUAUGCCGAGUGCUUGGAUUGCACUGCACCUUGAUUUUAUGGAAUAUGACUUAUUUUACGUGCUGUAAGAACUGUAAUGAAGAGUUUCAUACCACGCCCUCUAAAUGCUGGAAGUGGCAUGGUCUAUCCGCCGCUCCCAUCCGAUCGCGCGGCUGCUCUCGAUUUUUACGAGGAAGAUAGAGACAAAAUCCUAGCGAGAGAUUAUAUCGAUGGCGACAUACCUGAUGCGAGUGGAAAGACUUUUCGUGUCCGAGUUGGGGCUAGACAAUCGCCCACGUCCGCAACCGCAGACAAAUCUUCAGCUACAUAUAAAACAGAAAAUGUCCAUUUCUACCGGAAAGCACGUUGCAUGCUGGAGGAUCUGCUGCAAUACUAUCCUGACGUAUUGAACCUGCGGACGCAAUUUCCAGUAGCAAUGACAGACAAAAACUUCGAGAAUAAAGCCAGCUUACUUGCGAAAUUGAAGGGAUUUCCGAAAGUGGAUGCAGCUUUAAGGCACGAGUCUAUGAUAAAAAUCCUUGUUAACGUAGUUCGUGUAGCUAAAAAAAAGUACUUUGUUGAUGAAAAUAGAGACAUCAAUCAUGAAUAUAUAUGUUGCAAGGAAUCGCCCCUGAGGCUUGUUUUUAUCCCAAUUUUUAUCCCAGUCGUCUUCACCUCCCUAAGAUCAACAGUCUCUGUCACCUUCCUGGAAAACCUAUGUCCGGGGAUCCCCAUCAUGGUCAAGCAACGUGCGAGCGGCAACAUCAAUUUCGUGAAUCCUGUUAUGGCUUCCCCUAGGAAUCAUCUUCGGAAGCAUCCACAGAUGAAGGCUGUUCAAGGGGAAAAUUUGGGCCGUGGGAUGCAUCUCGAGAGAAUUCAAUUAGGGGGAGCUCUAACUCUGGAGCAGUAAAAUAUGCUGAUGUAGUGGAGCGUCUUCGCAAAAAAUUUCCUGGUACCUACGAUCCUGAACUACGGGAAGCCGCUCAAGGACGUGGAAGUAUUCUCAUGAGCGCGGAGAAGAUGGUCAAUUUGAUGGCCGCUUCUAAAGGACAAGGAGAUGAGAAACGUGUACCAUCGCAUAAGAUAUUGACCUGUGACGAAUGUUUAGACAUUGCUUUUGGUGAUUCUUAGAUGGUGGAUUGCGACAGCGUACUAUUAGAUGAGUUGAUACAAUUGUCACAAGAAGACGAAGACCAGAG